Messenger RNA from Zeugodacus cucurbitae (melon fly), 10032 nucleotides. It is a transcript of the gene Drl-2, whose product is annotated as tyrosine-protein kinase RYK. The record is from RefSeq and is a predicted model, not a curated record. Lineage: Eukaryota; Metazoa; Arthropoda; Insecta; Diptera; Tephritidae. Gene Ontology annotation, cellular component: signaling receptor complex. Gene Ontology annotation, biological process: positive regulation of kinase activity; multicellular organism development; protein phosphorylation. Bases 3043 to 4947 code for a protein of 634 amino acids. The transcript has 11 exons. Gene Ontology annotation, molecular function: protein tyrosine kinase activity; ATP binding.
UUCUCAGUUCGGUUUCAGUCGUUCUUUAGCAAUCGCGUUGAGCGGUAGACGGUGCGCUGGUGAACCAAAAGCGCAACACGGUAGAAAGUAGCUAACCGCUAAAGCAAGCAAAUGAACAAGAGGAAGAAAACGUUGUGUGUUUGUAACUGAGUGACAGAAAACGAAGAAGAAUAAGAGAACGCAACAAAAGUGCCGAUGUUUCCACAACUCCAAAUAUCAACACUCCACACUAAUGUUACUAUGCUGAAUCUCUAACUUCAUGCGCUGCUCUUUUCAGUCCGUAGAUAAUCUUCCCAGUCCUAAAACAAAUUCUUUAAUUUCCGGUCGCACGUUCGCCACUCGUCUCGAGGCGGUUUGAAGUGGACGCUGUAACAAACGCGUACAUAGUCGGUGCGCGUGUGUGUUUUGUUUAUCCGCGUCGCGUCGUGCCGCUCCCGCAAGCCUGCCUAUUCAGCGGUUUCACUUAGUGACGUGUAUUCUUCGCAACGCUGUUGCUGUCAGUGUCAGCAUUGGUAAACCUUUGUGUACGCGUUGUGUUUUCAAAAUCCUAUUACAAAAACAAACAAUCAACGGCUUAACGCAAAAUAAUAAAAAAGUGAGAAUAAAAAGUAACAGCGAACGCUGGACGCGGAUCCAACCUUGGUAUCCUUAAGUCAUACAAAUUGCAAUUAAACGGAGCAAAAAAUUUAAUCCUCUUAAAGUGUUUAUGCUCAAGUUAAAGUAUUAUUGUAAAAAGUACAGAUAAGUGUAUAUUCGUAGUCAUUACGUAAAACGCAUACGAAAAGCGCUGCGCUGUAAUCAGAAUCCGCGUUGCCGAACAAGUGCUUUGUAACUAUACCUGUCCGAAAGUGUAGCCAACAAAGCGCGCUGCUAUCACGCGAGCAUAUUAAGCAGUUGUCAAGCGCGCACACCAUUACUAACACAAAAACUGCACAACAACAACGACAGUAUACUACAAACCAAUCUCACUAACUAUUUUCUAACUAACGACGCGCAGGAAUCCGCGUAAAGCGCGCGCCUUCAUUAGCAACGCGCGACCGUGUUACGCGUAAGCAAAGUGGCGGAGGCGUCGCUGCUCACGCCUCAUUAAAGUGUCAUAAAAAGUUUCUGUUGUCAUACUGUUACUGUGGUUUUAACCACAACAAUAACAAAAGUGAUAACAAAUGCGCGAAGCAAGAAAAACGAAAAGUUGACGCCGCGCGCUAACAAUAGUAGAUUAUUAAAAGGAUUAGAAGAGUGCUGAAAGUCUGCGCGCACAAUGCUUUGGUCGCGCGGCAUGCAAAAUGACACUAACAAGCAGCGGAUGCCUUUGUUUCUACCAACUACGUUGAAAUUGUACAAUUGUGAGUGUGCGUGUUGAUGGCGUCGCGCUAGAACAGGCGUCGGUCGCAACGCAAAGGAGCGUCGCUAAGGCUAGUUGAAAUAUUAUCCUGUGCUAAAAUGCUAAAAGUGCAAAAUCACCGGGAUAAGUGUGCUUAAGCGACAGCAACAUUAUAAUAACAACAACAACAAAAAAGGUGUCGCACAAAUAAAGGUGAAAGGGUAGAUAGUGACAGCGGAAAAGGGCCAAAUUCAAGAACCCAAACAACCGAAGGGCAUGUCAAGUACAUAUGUGAAAACCGAAACCAUAACGGUAUAUGUCGGUAUGUAAAUGUACGUCGCCUAAAAAAUACAUAAAAAAGAAUAACGAAAAACUGUCAAAAACGAAAGCUGACAAGAAAAGUGUAGGAAAAUCACAGCUAAAACACUAAGGACACAUAUUAAAAAACAGAAUCAGAAAACCGAAAAAGGGCGUUAUAAAAAAUUUAAACCGUUUAAGUUUGAAAGACAUGUCGCAAUAGCAACAACAACAAAUACGAGCUUUAUGCUUUCGCAUGUUUAUCUGAUGACAUAGAAAUGGCAGCUGACGACUGUUGCUUGGCCGAUGUGACGACAACCAAACAACUACAAAAACACUAGCAAAGAAAACACAAACUGUUGUACCUACAGAAACCACUUACAAUCGCUCCUCCUAUCCCAGUGUCUGCUGCGCGGCAGCUUGUCAACGUAACACAGCUGCGAUUGCAACAACAUCAAAACCAACAACAACUAGCAACAUCAGUAACUGCAAUAAACAGCAAACCAGAACACAUUGAGCCGCAUUAAACCGCACGACGACCGACGCCGUCCACACCACAGACACUGCCACAGGCGUUGCAUACGUUAGGAACACAGACAGCAACACGAACGCAGACAAGUGUGCGGCUGGCGGCAUUGCAAUCACAGCUCGAUACGGUUGUUGAUUGUGUGGCGCUUUUGAUGAAAGUGAUGGUCAACGACCAACAAGCAGCUCAGCCAGAAAACAACAACAGCAACAACAAUAACAGCUAGACGUGCACAGCAGCGAAUAGCAGCGACGGUAGAUGAAAGCAGAAAAAAAAUAAACACGAAAUUAAAAGUGCGAAAGAAUCAAAUCACAGUCCUUAGGCAGUACGAGGCGAAUUGAAAUUGCCAUCGACUGUGCGACAGUCAGUGUGUUUGUUGGUGCAAACGCUGUUGCUGACACUGUUAUUGCUGGCUUCUUUUUUCUUUGCGUACAGUCGCUGAACUCAGUUGUCCUUCGUAGCCGCCAUCUUCUUGUGUGUGUGCUGCUGCGCCGAAAAGCGUACAACAAGCAGCGCGCUCUCCAACGCCUACAACAGCAGCGACAACUGGCACCGCACCACUGGAUAAUAGCCAGCAAAACGAGUCGACAAAAACGGCAUUGAAAAAACGCGAAAAGCAAACAAAACAACGCAAAUAACCAACCGUUGGCGUUUUCUACUUUUUCGCAAUUCUCUUCAAUUUUUAUUGGCUCACUCUCUUUCGACGCUUUUAAAUUGACUUUGGCACAGCAUUCGCACACACCCAGAGCAUACGUUUACGGAAUCUCCUCUACAUCCACUUCAGCCAGCCUUCUCCAGCCGUUGUCCGCUUUAAUUGAGUUGACUACUCGUACGAAGCACAAAGCACAGCAGCGCCCUCCCACGCCAGCAGCCAGCAGUCAAUCGGAGUAUCAUAGAGAUGGCGUCAAAGUUUUGGUUGAAUGUUUGGUGUGCGCUGGUCGGCUGGUUUCCGCUGCUUGCGAACGGUUACCUGAAUGUCUUCAUUAGCCAUCGCGAAGUCAUCAAAUUGAUGGGCUUGGAGGCGGACUUGUUCUAUGUGCAUGAGGGCGCCAUCAACACAUACGCCAUGCAUUUCACGGUUCCGGUGCCAGCAGAUGUACAUGAUUUAGAGUUUUCAUGGCAGAGUUUGACCACGUAUCCGCUGCCCUACACCAUUACCAUCGACUAUGAGCACGAGCAGAGCGCUUUGGCCGCGCCCACCCUCAGCAUACCCGACAAAGGCUAUGUGCCGCAGCAGAUUGAGACAUUUCUGGUGCAUCUGCCGUGCACGGGGAACGGUAAUAAGGAGGUGCCGCUUGUCGUCAAUAUGCUUGUGAGCGGCCCGCCGCGCACUAAUGACACCAAAUUGCAUUUUAAACGGAAUAAAAUCUGUCUCAAAGGUUUAUUUCCCGUUCCGAAUCAAUCAGCGGCACCCGCUCAGGCGCCGUCACCGGGUCACGCGUUGCUGGGUGCCGCCGCUUGUGCGCUCGGCUUGGUGCUGGUCGUCGGCUUGAUUGCGUCAGCCAUGUAUGUGCGCGCACGCAAGCAAAUACGCCAGGACUCGUUGCAUACCAGCUUUACUACUGCCGCUUAUGGCAGCCAUCAAAACGUUUUCAUACGCCUAGAUCCGUUGGGGCGUCCGCCCAGCGCGAACAGUGGUUCCUAUGCGACUAUCGCUAGCCUGAAUAAGUACCCAUCGGAGUCGAAGAAGUCUUGCAACAUUUUUGACAGAUUUCGCAGCUCGACGCCGACACCCUCACCCUACGCGACCGCGCUACUGCCCGUAGGCGGCGAUCAGAUCGGAGAUACAAUUUACUCCAAACCAGAGUCGAUCUGUCCCUCGAGAAUAUCCUAUUACGCGUCGUCGCAGCUAACACAGGUCUACAGCAUGUCCACACCGAAGAGCAGUCGUGGCGGCGGCAACGGCAGCAUUUUCGGUGGCGCCAGCUCCUCUGCCGGCAGUGGCAGUGAUCCCAAAGAGAAGCUCCGUCGCAUACCCAAUGUACAGCCGGGCACUCUGAUGUGCCAGCAUCUCAUAAAAGAGGGCACCUAUGGUCGCAUCUACGCGGGUAAUCUCGGCGACUCUUGCGAUGUUAUCAUCAAAACUGUCGUGGAUGGCGCUUCGCUAACGCAGGUGGCCUGCCUGCUGCAAGAGGCCUCGACGCUAAUCGGUGUGUGUCAUCCGAACAUAUUGACGCCUUUGCUGGCGAACACCGAGCUACCGGGUCCACCCGAGAUCGCCUAUCCCUAUCCGUCCAAAGGCAAUCUGAAGAUCUUCUUACAAAAGUCGCGUGAGCUCAACUCGCCGCUUAGCACCCGUCAACUGGUCGAGUUCGGUUUGCAUGUGACCAAAGGCCUGGCGCAUCUACACUCGUUGGGCAUAAUACAUCGUGAUGUUGCCACCCGCAAUUGCUAUCUCGAUAUGGAUUCCUAUGUGAAAAUUUGUGAUAGCGCUCUGUCGCGUGAUCUCUUUCCCGACGACUACCAUUGCCUCGGUGACAACGAGAACCGUCCGCUUAAAUGGAUGGCUUUGGAAUCUUUGCAUAAAAAGUACUUCAACACUUAUACCGAUAUUUGGACAUUGGGUGUUCUCUUCUGGGAGUUGGCCACUUUGGCGCUCACGCCUUUCGAAGAGGUGGAUAUUUUCGAAUUGAGCGCCUACCUCUCAGAUGGCUUUCGCUUGGGUCAGCCGAUCAACUGCCCCGAUGAAUUCUUCACCGUGAUGUCCUGUUGCUGGCUGGAAGAUCCCAAGCAGAGACCUUCUUUUCCGCAACUGCUCGCUUACUUACAAGACUUUCACGAAGAUCUGGGCAAGUAUAUAUAAAUCCAUGCAAAGAUCAUGAACCUGAUGAAGAGGGUGCGAGGAACCCAGGACAAUGCCCUCGGCGCGUUUCAGAUGUGUAAAUAAAUUGAAAAACCAGCUAAUAAACCUAUGAAAUAGAAAAAUCUAUCAAAUUAAUUGGACAUUUUACAGACAAAUUAGUUAGUUAUAAAAUAAAAAAAAACAACAACAAAGUUAUGCAUGUGAAUGUAAAUAAAAGCACACACACUCACAAACAAUUGCAAUUGCAGCAUACAAUUAUUGCAAUGAUUUAAAAAAUAAAAAUAAAAACACACUAAUGCAACAAAAAACUCGGAAACUAAAUGCAUAGAAAACAGCAGAAAGAAUGAAAAAAUUGCAAGGUAUUUUUAAUAAAAUUAAUUAAAUUGGGCUGCAUAAUUUUUUCCGAUUUAUUAAAUGUGGUCGAAUUGCGCGCAAAACUGCAAGCAACAACACACACAUUUAUUGUUAUUGUAUUGAUUGUACUUAUUAUAUAUUAAACGAGUAUUUAAACGUAUUGUGGUAUAUAUAUAUUUUAAAAAUUUAAGCAAAUACAUACAUAUAUGUAUAUGAAGCAUAUUUUUUACACACACAUUUACUAUGUAAGUAUUAGAGCAAAUGAUGGACACUUUUAAAUGGUGUAACGGUGAAUAAGCAGUUACAUAAGUAUAUACGAAAUAUGGCUGGAAAAAAGUGCGAGCAAACGAGCUGAACGAAUAGUGAAAUAUGAAACUGCUAGUGAGCAACAACAACAGUGUGUAUGUUUCAAUAUUUACAUGAACCAAUAUAAAAUAUAUAUUAUAUACACGCGUAUUACAUGAUAUUUACAAAAUAGCUAUUUAUCUAUAGUUAAUAUUUAACACAUCUGUUUCAGUGUACUACAUAUGUAUAUAUGUGUAAAUUGACACAUCAAUAAGCUGCACAACAACACAAUAGCUGCAAUUGUGCUGAAGUUGAAGUAAAUUUAAUAAAUAAAUUGUUGCCCAGAACAAAGGAUCCAAAGAAUCGUAAAGCAUAAUGACAAAACGAUAACUUCGUUGUUCAAAUUAUUAUAGUAAUUGUAUGAUAUUAACUCAAUGCCAUAGCGAAAUUCACUUAAUACAUACACAAACUCAUACACUUGCCAAUAGCAACACCAACACCAAUACACAUAUACAUACACUGUUAUACACCUACUGCCAUUAAUAUAGUGAACAGAGUGCAAUAAACAGCGUAAGGUCAAAAGUAAAUGCAAUUUCAUGUUGAUUGAAUAUUAUUUUUAUUACCGUAUUUUACGUGUACUUUUGUACAAACCGUUACUUUUAUUAGCAAUUAAUUUAGUAGCAAUUUUUUUGUGCGCAGUUUUAUUCACACAAAAUUGUUACAUAUUGAUAUGUUUUACAUAAUAUAUGCAUAUCUAAAUGCCCAGAAAAAUUGCCUGAUAUACAUAUAUGUGAAAUAACAUGAAAUUCAAUAUAAAAUAUUUUCUAUGCAAUACAACUAAAAAAAUUAUUAAAAUCAAACUUUAAAAGACUCUUAAAAACCGAUUAGCCAUUUUGUUGUUCAAUACAUUUCGUUUUUUCGGUUCGAAAGCCAUAGCAUCACAAGUACACUACGAACUGUUAACCAGUAAAAUAUUAUCACUUGUCCAUGAAAUAUCCGCCAGUUUGUUUUUGUUUGUUUUUUUAACAUACUCAUUAAUUAAUAUGGACCAAGAUUUCUUGCCACUGUGAUGAUAUAUUAGAUUUGGUUAAAAUCCUUACACUCAGAUUAAUCGCUCAGUUCUGGUUGGUUCGACUUACGAGCAUCUAAUAAAUUGAGUAUUCAAUAAAAAAACCUAGAGUGGUCUUUUAAUUAAGUAAAUAUAAAGAGUCAAAUAUAUUAGACCUCGAUGAGUUUAAUUUCAUGGAUAAACUAACUGAAUUCUAUCCUCCGAUGAAUAUUUCCUUGAGCAAUACCUUAGCAGGAAUUAGUUUAAAUUUAGUCAAUGGUUCGACGAUUUUCUCAACUACAUUAAAGAAACAGAAAACGUUAACCAUAACUAAACCAUUUUUGAAAGACAUUUAAGCCCAUAACAACUCGUAAGUAUCCUUCAUUAAUCGAUUUCGUGUGAGCUUUUAUUUCAAAUACUUUUAAUGAUCUUUCUCCAUUUUCCUACCGGGUAUGUAAAACUGAAUGAUCAUGAUACAUAUGAGGUGUGUUAAAAAAAUAACGGGAAUUUUUAAAUUUCCAAUUGUUCAAAAGUACAAAGUUUAUAUACAUGCACUUGAAGUACUAUAAAAUUUUCAUCUGUAUUCAUUACUUAAUUUAUUUAUAGCAGUCGCUAAGGUUAGACGUGUUUUUAUGAGCGAUUUCCGUUUGUUAAAAGCUCACACUUUGUUGCUUGUUCGUGAAUUCUUGAACAAAAAACAAUAUUGUAACGAUGUCUUGUCCCAGACAGGACUCCGUGUGACUUUCUCCUCUCGUUUUACAAGCACACGAGAAAUCACUGAAAGGAUCAAAGGUUAUCCCUAAAUUCGAUUUUGAAAAGUGUUUCGACGAUUAGAAGAAGCGCUAGCAGAAGUGCAUAACAUCUAAUGGGAACUAUUUUGAAGGCAACAUCAUUAAUGUUGUCGAACUGGAGAAUCUCGUAAUUUUUUGAACACACCUCGUACGUAUGCACACGUACGCACACUACCACCUCGCCACCAUUAUCACACGAAGCGGUCAAACGCAUUUUUAUGCAUUUCCAAUUCACACAGCGAUUUUAUAUAUUUUUACACACAAACCUAGAAACAUAUUCAAAUAUAAAAGAACUAUAAUAUCUAUUCAAUACAAGAUGUAGAUUGGAGUAUACAAAACAAAGAACUUGAAUGCAGUACACAGAUAAAAAAUACAAUAGAAGUACACAAAAUAAUGAGAACAAAUAAAACACAAAUGUAUGAAUAAAAAUGUAAGAAAAACACGCACCAAAAUCGAACAACUGCCACGCCCAUAUCACACAGCACACACACACAAACCGAGCAAAAACAACAAAAAACAGCUUGUAAUUGAAAAUAAAUUAUAACAGAUAAAGCAAAAAACGAAAGAAAAAUGUAUUAAGUGAAAAUGAAAAUAAAAAGCAAAAAAAAAAACCAAAAUGAUAAUGGAAACGAAAACGAUUUGUGAUUGUGUCAAUGUUACAACUAAUUGUAUUUUAAUUAACUUAAUAAAACAUUAAAGUUGCAAACUAAUAGGAAAAUAAUAAUGCCACAAAGGCAAACUAACACAAAAUAAAAACAAAAGGAAAAACAAAAAAUCAACAAACAAUGAAACCAAUGAAAAUAAGAUAAAUUCUACUCGUACUAUUUGUAUAUUUGUAUAUGUCUUCGUUUCACUCUAAGUGUUCUUUGUCCACUUUUAUAUACACACAAUGUAUGACCAAGCCAGAAAACUACGGUACACACCUACAUGUAUACAAAUAAAUAUACAUACAUACAUACAAACACACACGAAUUCAAAGCUAAUAAUUGUACUUGUAUACGUAACUCUGUAUUUGUAUGUAACUGUAUACGUAACUGUAACUGUAACUUUAAUUGUAACUUUAACUAUACUUGUAACUUGUAUUUUGAAACUGUAUAUUUCAAUAGUUCAUCAAAUCAUCUCACUCAACUCAACCAUCUCACUCACUAAAUGGUCUCACUUAUAUAAAACACUUUACUUAUGCAAGAGCAACCUGUGCAAAAAAAAAUCGGUGCAAAAAUACGAAAAAUAAAAUAACAAAUAAUUAAUUAAAUUAUGCCGAAGUAAAUAUCAAGUCUAAAUGUAAUUUCAACUCUAAAAACCAUUGUCGUCUUUAACAGUGUAAAACAAAAAUAAAGAAAACUAAAAUAUUUCUGAAAAAAUACUUUAAACUAAGCUGAAAUUGUAUGGACACGAACUACAAGUUCUUGAAACUACACACGCAUACUACUAAAACACACAAGAAAACAAAAACAAACAACAAAACUACAGUAUAUGUUAUUAUUAAACUAAAAUAAAUUUCGAAAAAAUACAUCUGUGUGUCGCUAUGUACUGAACUUAAGAUGAGGAUAUGAAGAAGAAUCUUUGGCUAAAUUUGAUUAUCUGUAAAUUCAAUCACAACAAUGUAAAUUAAACCAUGAAACACGAUAAAAAUAUACACCAAAUAGAAAGGUAGACAAACAACUUACAUACAUAUGUAUAUAAAUAUACCAAAGAUUUCGAUUUUUGAUAUAUCGAAAAUUAAAUAUUCUCCAGAGAGCGAUCUUAUUUACAAUUAUUUUAUCUUUUGUACAGGUUAUGUUAGGUUAGGUUAAGGUGUAGGCCUCCGCGACUACAGAAAAUCUCACAUAGACAGCUCAAAACUGUCCUUUGUGGCACACGAAUACUACUAACGAACCAAAUAACAAUUCCAGUCAAUUCGCUAGGUCCGCCGAUGGUGUGACUACCAUGGAAUUAUAACCUCAGUCUGAUGCUACACAUUGGAGGAGAAAAUAUCUAGAUGAUUCAUCCUCCCUUUCCUCCAAACAGCUUUUGCAACUUACAUCUGGCAGAUUCUUUGGUCUCACUGCAUAUAUACUUAUUAGACAGUAUCCACUAAUGGUGAAAAGACCGUUUUCGGUCCACCGUGAGUCAAAACUACAGCGAAAAUAAACUGGACAACAACCAUACGUCCAGUGUUUGGCGACUGUGUAUAAUCUUUAGGUAAUUACUAAAAAAUCAAAUAUCCAUUAAACAAUAUUUGAAAUAUCACGGUGCUCCUAUGUUUCAUAAAAUCUGAAUCCUGGUUGUGCGUAGAAUCCAUUUAGACAUGUAAAGUCUGAGAGGGAGAUGACUAAAGAAGGAGUAGAAUUAACAGAUAAUGUCAAAUAUCUGAAAGAUCUUUGAACUUUGCACCAGACGGUUUUAUUUGAUUUCAUUGUAGAAUUCAGGACGACUUUUUGUUUACAUGAACCGGUAAGGCAACAACAAGACCACAUUGGAGUAUUUUUUAUAUGAAUUUUCCGAAUUUUUAUAUUUAUUUAUAUUCUGGCAUUAUUUCCAUUUAAGGCAUGUGAUUAAUUUUCUAAAGCUGUACCAUUACAACUGACAGUUUUCAAUUACUUUAUCUCUAGUAUAAUUAUUGUCAGC